ACCAUUCAACGCAUUUUACGCGCAAAUUUGCUCGCUCCCAAGUCGUUGUAGAGCACCAACAAAAGAGGAAGAGGAAAAAAAUUAUCUCAUGAACUCAAUUGUUAUUUUUGUGAUCUAAGUCACAAAUAAAGCUCUGGGUCUUCUUCUUUUUUUAUUUUUUUUUAAUUUUUGAUCAUAAGCUAUGAAGGGAUCGUUUUCCAGCAGGUUAAAGAUCUUGUUCAGCUUUGUUUUGGCAUGGAUAGUUUUGCCUGGAUUUGUUUUGUCAGUUGUAACUGAAGAUGAUAUGAGGUGCCUGGAAGGUGUCAAGAAUUCUCUAAAAGACCCAGAUGGUAAGUUAAGCUCGUGGACUUUCAACAACAAUUCAGUUGGCUUUAUAUGCAAGUUUGUUGGAGUUACAUGUUGGAAUGAACGUGAAAAUCGCCUGCUAAGUCUUCAACUUCGUGACAUGAAUCUGUGGGGACAGUUACCUGAAUCUUUAGAGUACUGUCAGAGUUUGCAGACUUUGGAUCUGUCAGCUAACAAACUUUCUGGUACGAUCCCUCCACAAUUAUGUACUUGGCUACCUUAUUUAGUAACCCUUGAUCUGUCUAGCAAUGAUCUGUCAGGUUCCAUCCCACCUGAAUUAUCAAAGUGUGCUUAUUUGAAUUAUUUGAUACUGUCAAAUAAUAGGCUCUCAGGGUCAAUUCCAAAUCAAUUAUCCGCUUUAGGUAGGCUGAAGAAGUUUUCUGUAGCAAAUAAUGAUCUGACAGGUGCGAUUCCUUCAUCUUUUGAGAAUCAUGACAAGGUUGAUUUUGCUGGGAAUAGUGGUCUUUGUGGGGGUCCUCUUGGAAAGUGUGGGGGUUUGAGUAAUAAGAACUUAGCAAUUAUAAUUGCAGCUGGGGUUUUUGGUGCUGCGGCUUCAAUGUUGUUGGGAUUUGGGGUUUGGUGGUGGUACCAUUUGAGAUCGAUGAGGAGGAGGAAGAAAGGGUAUUUUGGAAGGCGUGAUGACAGUGGUUGGGCUGAGAGGUUGAGGGCUCAUAAGUUGACUCAAGUUUCAUUGUUUCAGAAGCCACUUGUGAAAGUUAAAUUGGCUGAUUUGAUGGCAGCAACAAACAAUUUCAAUGCAGAGAACAUCAUAAUUUCGACUAGGACGGGAACCACGUACAAGGCACUGCUUCCUGAUGGAUCAGCCCUUGCAAUCAAGAGGCUUACAAGUUGCAAGCUUGGUGACAAGCAGUUUCGUUGGGAGAUGAAUAGAUUAGGCCAGCUUAGGCAUCCAAAUUUGGCACCCCUUUUGGGAUUUUGUAUUGUGGAGGAGGAGAAGCUACUGGUUUAUAAGCAUAUGUCCAAUGGGACUCUGUAUUCCUUGUUACAUGAGAGUGUUGCUCCCAUAGAUUGGCCAACUAGAUUUAGGAUUGGUUUGGGUGCCACUAGGGGUCUUGCUUGGCUGCACCAUGGGUGCCAGCCCCCAUUCCUGCAGCAGAACAUCUGCUCCAAUAUGAUUUUUGUUGACGAGGACUUUGAUGCUAGGAUAAUGGAUUUUGGAUUGGCAGGGCUUAUGACUUCCUCAGAUGUUAAUGAGACUAGUUUUGAGAAUGGAGACUUAGGGGAAAUUGGUUAUAUAGCUCCAGAGUACUCAAGCACUAUGGUCACUACACUUAAAGGGGAUGUGUAUGGAUUAGGUGUAGUUCUUCUGGAAUUGGUAACUAGGCAAAAACCUUUAGAAAUUAACGCAGGUGAAGAAGGAUUCAAGGGUAAUUUGGUGGAUUGGGUAAAUCAUCUCUCUAGCUCUGUCAGAAUCAAGGAUGCCAUCGACAAUUCUCUCUGUGGAAAGGGGCAUGAUGAGGAAAUUUUGCGGUUCCUCAAAAUUGCAUGUAAUUGUGUGGUUGCUCGGCCAAAGGACAGAUGGUCCAUGUACCAGGUUUACCAGUCAUUGAAAAGCAUGGCUGAGGAACUUGGUUUCUCAGAACAGUUCGAUGAUUUCCCUCUGAUUUUCAGCAAGCAAGAUAAUGAAUCAGUGUAGCUUUAGAGUAAAAUUGGGAGAUGUAUGCAAAAUGGCAGUCCUUGCUUACAAAAUUCCUACAUCUCUUGUGUUAAAUUCUCAAAGGCUUCUGAUAUAUAUGACGCGAAUCUCCAUUUCAGUUGCCUUUUUGUAUUUUGUUAUAAAUAGCUGUAUAAUACAAUAAACUUGAUAAACUGUAGGCUCUUGAAUCUUCAAGAAAUCUAGUUCUUUCCUCUUUGUUUUGCAAUGAAAUUAAUACUGAAUCUUGAACAUAGAAUUCAUGUA
Molecule: messenger RNA, 2266 nt
Organism: Theobroma umbraticum
Lineage: Eukaryota; Viridiplantae; Streptophyta; Magnoliopsida; Malvales; Malvaceae
Product: Leucine-rich repeat protein kinase family protein
Biological process (GO): protein phosphorylation
Molecular function (GO): protein kinase activity; ATP binding; protein binding
Source: RefSeq, a predicted model, not a curated record